This is a messenger RNA of Polypterus senegalus (gray bichir), 990 nucleotides long. It is a transcript of the gene atg12, whose product is annotated as ATG12 autophagy related 12 homolog (S. cerevisiae). The transcript has 4 exons. Gene Ontology annotation, cellular component: Atg12-Atg5-Atg16 complex; cytoplasm; phagophore assembly site membrane. Gene Ontology annotation, biological process: nucleophagy; autophagy of mitochondrion; C-terminal protein lipidation. The coding region runs from base 36 to 389 and encodes 117 amino acids. Lineage: Eukaryota; Metazoa; Chordata; Cladistia; Polypteriformes; Polypteridae. The record is from RefSeq and is a predicted model, not a curated record.
UUACGUCCCAGAAGUCGGCUGUACACUUACCCAAGAUGUCAGAAAGCGAAGACUGCACUGCAGAGGCCGGUCCAGAGGCAGCGCCAGCAGCUACAGAGGACUUGGCCGUUGCUGAAGAGAAGAAGAAAAUUGAUAUCCUCCUCAAGGCUGUAGGAGACACACCGAUUAUGAAAACUAAAAAAUGGUCCGUGGAGCGCAGCCGGACUAUCCAGGCUCUUGUGCAGUUUAUCAAGAAGUUCCUUAAACUUGAUGCAACAGAUCAGUUGUUUAUUUAUGUAAACCAGUCCUUUGCGCCCUCACCCGACCAGGAAGUUGGAACCUUAUUUGAGUGUUUUGGCAGCGACGGAAAGCUGGUCCUUCACUACUGCAAAUCACAAGCUUGGGGCUGAUGUGAGGUGAAGAGAUUCGUUUCCUGCUAAUCACCACCCUUAAAGCUUCCUGCCUGCAUCAAGGAGGGAAUUUGUUUAUUUUUUUUUUUGUUCAUGCCAUCCAUGGAGGAGAUGGAUUUUUCUUGUGUCACCGACAUCUGGUGCCAUUUGCUUCCCACCUUUUGCGUGGGGCCUGUCCGUUCUGUUCAUCUCUAUUUGUGCACAUAUCUUUCAUUUAGAUUUUCUUAUCUUUGAAUGUAUUUUUUUUUUUUUUUACUAUUAUGGGAAUUAAUGUGGCAGUAGCUGCUGGUGCCAUACAUUCUCCUGGACCUGUGGAAUAAAUGCAAUCCAAAGCAGCUAGACUGUACUGUACUGUGCUGCAGGCUGCAGCAGAGGGUGCUCUUGCGCUCCUAGAAAAUGCGCUCUGUGACACUUAGAUUCGUGGACUGCAAUGCCAGCAAACUCGAGUUAAAAGUGUUUAAAGUUUUAAAUUUCACAUCUUUCUUUCUAAUUACCAGCUGUGUUUUAAUUUCAUUUAGUGUAUGUUGGGACAUGCUGUCAUAAUGUGCGAUUGUGUGUGGUCUAACAAUGCAAAUAUACACUUCAAUGACUAAAAAUGGAA